AUGAGUACGGUAAUGCUAAAAGACCACACCCAUGGCGUCAGCUAUUGCAUCGAUGCUCUCUCGAAGGCCGGUUAUCACCGCGCCAGAGUUCUGAAGCUCGGCGACUACGACAGAGUGAGAAUAGACGAUUUGAACGUGCAAAGGUGAAACUCAAAAAUUUCCAGAUCGUCGGAGGCAUUGCUUGGGCGAUCACAAGAAUUGAGCCUCGCUGUAAGAGAUCGUUCUCGUGGCAGUUCCGAGAGGACGAAGAUGGCAAUACGAAGACGAUUUCUCAGACGAAGUAAGAGAAAUGCCUGUAUCGAAAUCACUGAAUUGACCAAUAGUGUUGCGGACAUUAGGGAAUCUCCUCUGACUAUGUAUUAGCUCACAUCAUGACGUCUGUGUCGGGUACAAUUCCUGAUUUCCUGCUCUCUCUCUCUCUCUCGCUCUCUAACGUCAACGUUACGCCGUCUUACAGACACGAAUGCAACGGAGUCUUCGAGGAUUUGAAGCAACUCAAGUAUCCGCACAUCACCGAAAUCGAGUCGACAGAUCUCAGCCAGUUUAACGCUGAGAAGCUCGUGAAGGUGGUCGAUUGGGUUCUCAGAGACUUUGUCAACUACGACGUGGAUGAUAAGCGCUACAGCGCGUUUCUAAAGUUUUUCGAAAGUCCUCACCAAUACGACGUGACUGCGUACAAUUAUUUCUUGCCGAAUUUGCGCUUGAUCAACCUGACUCGCACUCCGGACAUCUACAGAAUGGGACUGUUCGAUGCGUCCAUUCUCUACGACUAUCGUCUGAUCGGAAAGCACAUCAUGGGCGAGUACCUCCAUUACCAGGAGACCGGAGAGCGUAUCUACCCGAAGCGUUAUCCGCUGGACAAGGAAGAGGCGCGUCGCGUAGCGAACGUCCAGCUCAAGCUGUGGCAGAGACACGAGUGGUUCGUCAAAAAGGUAAUCGCCGCGUCAUAGGAUCUUCCUUCUAGCCAUUCUUUGUACAGAUUUCAACGGCCAACACCGAGACGAAGAGAGCGUUGAUUGACGCUGCCAACAGAAGCUUCUCAAAGGAUGAGACUGACGAGGAGAUUGCGUAUCGCGACAAACUUGUCAAACUCAUUGAGAAAUUUGGAAUGUGCCGUUUCAUGAGUGUGAUCGAGACGGAAAUUGAAGAAGAAGCGAUCGAGUGCAACAGACUCAACUACUAUUACAAGCUUAUGCAGGACCAGUACAAGACUGUUACGAAGACGACGUUGACUCUGUAAGUUUGACAAGAGAAGUAACCGAACAAACUCAUCCUUUCACAGGUGCUUCGAUCCGGAACUCGUCAAGAGAAGAGUCAACGCGGGCCUUGACAGAUCCAGCAAGCUCUUCGAUUGUUUGUGCAAAGAUCUCGAGGUGCUCUACAGAAAUGAGUCCCAAUGUGAGCGCGCUAUCGUGAUCGGAGGUGACGAGGCCAAGAACUGCUUGAGACGUUCUCGUCUCGACGAUGCUAUGGAGAAGCGGAAGAGCUGCGAAAGAGUGAGGCGGAGUGCCUGAUCGCCGCAUCUCCUAACCAUUUCAUUCAUUUCAGCUCAUCAUUAGAAUUCGCGCUCUUGAACGUGAAGUCGCAAUGAGAAACGUCGAGUUUCGUGACUGCAAAUACAGCACCAGCUUGGUGAAAGAGCCAUUCGAUCGCGUUCUCAAGACGAGACUGGAGUCUGCUGAUCGUAGCAUCGGAAUGAGAAUCUGCAUGAAGAUUCGCGAGAUCUCGUCGAUGAUCCGUACCGCGGAGUAUGGGCAGGAGUGAGUCACCCGCGUACCACAGGCAUAUAAUUGUGCUCAUUUUUCCAGUAUCACAAACCGUUAUCUCCAAGCCUUCGUUGCGUACCUCUCGGAUUGCCGUAUUCUCCUUCUCGACUACAAGCACAAGGCCAAUCUGGUGCUCAACGAGCGCGAGAAGUCAAAGAUCAAGCACUUCAAGAUGCACGAUAUCAUCCAGACCAGCUGCAUGGAGGUGUCCAUCAAAUCAUUGGAGUGUGACGUGGUGAGUUUUGAAAAGAGCAACACAGCUAGGAGCUAUGUGUGUUUGGGAGACCGCUUCACAAAUAUAUGAACAAUAAUCUUCCACAUCUCAACAAUUCUGCUUACAGCUCCCGAAACUGGAUCGUGAUCUCCGCAACUUGCACUCAGUCGUCGCCGACUACGAGAAAACAUCGCCGGCGUACAUCGAGUACACGAAGACGCCCGGUUACAAGGCACCGGAGUUUGUCUAA
This is a messenger RNA of Caenorhabditis sp. 36 PRJEB53466, 2230 nucleotides long. Lineage: Eukaryota; Metazoa; Nematoda; Chromadorea; Rhabditida; Rhabditidae. The record is from the annotation of a GenBank genome assembly.